This is a messenger RNA of Pistacia vera, 2761 nucleotides long. RefSeq names its product pentatricopeptide repeat-containing protein At5g11310, mitochondrial. The record is from RefSeq and is a predicted model, not a curated record. The coding region runs from base 111 to 1799 and encodes 562 amino acids. Gene Ontology annotation, molecular function: protein binding. The transcript is spliced from 2 exons. NCBI's taxonomy places the organism in Eukaryota, Viridiplantae, Streptophyta, Magnoliopsida, Sapindales, Anacardiaceae.
ACUUCCACGUUCACAGACGCCGCAACCACACUCUCCUCGCUCUGAUCUCGCCGUUUCGCAAGCACUUCUCCGGUCAGUCAUGGCAGUCCGUUCCAGGAAACACACUCCUCAUGUGUCCUCCUCUUCCACCACCAUCACAACCCCAGCAACUUUCUCCGUCCGACCAACCGCACCCCUUACUAGCCCAAAACUUAUCACAAACCAAACUCUCUAUCAUUUCCAAUCUCCUGAGAAAACCUAACAUCUCCUCCGGUCCGGUUCUCCAGUCGGAAUUAAACCAGACUGGCAUCGAGCCGGAUUCAGGCCUGGUACAAGCUGUAUUUGAACAUUUCGACUCCUCUCCUAAGUUGUUGCACACUUUGUUUCUCUGGGCCGAGACCAAACCUGGGUUUAAAUCCACUGCGACGCUAUUUAAUUCUAUGAUUAACGUUCUUGCUAAAGCGAGAGAGUUUGAUUCUGUUUGGUGUAUGGUGCUUGAUAAGAUUGGUGAGAAUGACGGCUCUGAUUUUGUUUCUAAAGAAACUUUUGCAGUUUUGAUCAGACGCUACGCUAGAGCAGGUAUGCCCCGAGCUGCAAUUCGGACGUUUGAAUUUGCUAGCAAUUUUGACAUAAUUAAUAAUUCUGAUUCGGCAACGAGUUUGUUUGAAAUUUUAUUGGAUUCCCUUUGUAAAGAAGGGCAUGUUAGGGUAGCUUCAGAGUAUGUAUGUUGGAAAAAGAAACUGGACAGAAGUUGGGUACCAUCGAUUCGGGUUUAUAAUGUAUUAUUAAAUGGAUGGUUUCGAUCAAGAAAGCUUAAGCAUGCUGAGCGGCUUUGGUUGGGAAUGAGACAGGAGAAUGUGAAACCAACUGUUGUAACAUAUGGUACUCUUGUUGAAGGCUAUUGUCGGAUGCGUCGUGUUGGGAGGGCAAUUGAGUUGGUAAAAGAAAUGAGGAGCCAAGGAAUCGAGCCCAAUCCAAUAGUGUAUAAUCCAAUAAUUGAUGGAUUAGCGGAAGAACGCAGAUUUGAUGAGGCGUUAGGGAUUAUGGAACGGUUUUUAAUUUGUGAACAAGGUCCCACUAUGUCCACUUACAAUUCUUUGGUGAAGGGUUAUUGCAAGGCAGGUGAUCUUGCAGGGGCUAGUAAGAUCCUUAAGAUGAUGAUUAGCAGGGGUUUUGUGCCCAGCCCUACAACCUAUAAUUAUUUUUUUAGGUACUUCUCAAAAUUCAGGAAAAUUGAGGAGGCAAUGAACCUUUAUACCAAGAUGAUUUCUACUGGGUACAUCCCAGAUCGGCUUACUUAUCAUCUUCUGUUGAAGAUGUUGUGUGAGGAUGAGAGAUUGGACUUGGCUGUUCAAAUAAACAAGGAAAUGAAAGCUAGAGGAUGCGAUGCAGACUUGGCUACUAGCACCAUGUUAAUUCAUUUGCUUCUCAAAAUGUACAAGUUUGAAGAGGCUUUUGCCGAGUUUGAAGAUAUGAUAAGCCGGGGUACUAUUCCUCAGUACCUUACUUUCCAGAGAAUGAAUGAUGAGUUUAAAAAACGAGGAAUGACUGACAUGGUACAGAAACUAUGCAAUUUGAUGUCUUCUGUCCCUCAUUCAACAGAGUUGCCAGAUACUUACAGUGAAGAUAGAAAUGCUUCCCGUGCUGCUUCCCUUGCAAGGAGGAAAUCUAUAAUGCGGAGAGCUGAAGCCAUGUCUGAUAUACUAAAGACUUGUAAAGACCCAAGAGAAAUUGUAAAGCAUAGAAGUUCACUUGAGACUGCUGUAUCAAGUGCAAACCGAUUGAUAGAUGAUAUGAAGAAAAGAGCUAAGCUGAUGUGAAGCUAUUACUAGUGAAAUAAUCUUUUAGUGCAUUUGAGUUGGAAAUUCUUGCUCUCAGUUUGGAAAUAAUUUUAGAAAUCUGUUGUGGAGUAAUUCAAGUUUGUGAGUUGGUAGUGCUUAAACAUUACAUGAUUUCCAAUUAAUGAGUGUGCAGCAAUCUGAUGGAAGUUAUAGAUUAAGGAAAAAUGUCCAAAUACAAAUUCAUUGGCAGUCAUAAACCAGGUUCUCUUAUGCAAUAUGAAAAGGUUUGAAGAACCAUCUGCAUGGUACUGAAUGAAGAUUUAUUUGAAGCUGAGUUGUGGAUUUUUAAGGAUCUGAAAUGGGCUUGGAGAGGUUGUUUAAAUAGCAAUCUCUACCCCGAUUCCCUUACUCUCUAAAUAUCUGUAAACAGUUCUUAGGAAUCAGUCUCUGGAAUCUAUGGAGUAUGUAAUUGAUAGCUCUUGAUCAACAUUUAGUGAUUAAUUGCUUGCAGUAGCUACAAUAUGUGUUCCACCCUGCUGGGAUGUGUGAGGAAAGAAAUUCCACCGGGAAAAGUUUGAGUAAUAAUCCCUGUUUUCUUGUUCGAUGAUCUGUUGUCUUUCUAUUUUGAGGUAACAAAUUUUAAAGCCUAUACUUCAACUUUGUCAUCUUUGUGCCAAACGUAGCAGAGUGCCUUUGUCUUAUUAUCAGUAAAUAUUCCUUGUGAAUCGGAUGCUCUGGUUUUUGAGAACUAAUGAUUUUGCUUCAUCAGCUGUGUCUCUGGACCACCCUUCACUGUCUAUGCUACUUCCGGACAGCAUACAUCACCUUUAGAUCAGCCAUGUCCCUUAAGAUCUGUUAGGAGUAUAAUAAUUUACAUACCAGUGUAUAAAGUUAUACUAGAAGAUGCCUAGUCAAUUAUGUUUGGAGGUGAAAAAUGUUGAAGGCAUGUGACCUGAAUAUGCAUCUAUUUCUGCAAUACAAAAUGCAUUUUGUUUGUAUCA